Messenger RNA from Hirsutella rhossiliensis, 387 nucleotides. RefSeq lists its product as uncharacterized. Bases 1 to 387 code for a protein of 128 amino acids. The transcript is spliced from 3 exons. The record is from RefSeq and is a predicted model, not a curated record. Lineage: Eukaryota; Fungi; Ascomycota; Sordariomycetes; Hypocreales; Ophiocordycipitaceae.
AUGCCCUCCCUUAAGCGCGGCCGUACGGAGUCGUUCGUCGACGCCGUGCUAGCCGCGGCCGACGACGACUCCGCCGCUGCCGCCGCUCCUGCCCGCGCCGCUGCCACCGCUCCCACCGCCGCCGCCGCCGCCUCUACUACGCUAUUCGCUCUCACGUCGCCCCUUAGGGUAACGACGCCGUCCCCGCCGCUACCCGUGACGCCCGGCCCAUCGGCCCCCGCCUCCGUCUCCGCCACCCCCAAGGCCGGCUCGUACGGGCAGGCGCGGGGGGCUACUAAGAAGCGCCUUACCGCCGCCGCCGCCGCCUACCGUAACCUCCGCGCCCUCGAUGUUACGACCACGGUCCAGCGAACCGCGGGGACUAAUACAUAUCACGAGGUCACGUGA